CAGCAAGCCCCUGUCCCUCCUCCGUGCCUGUCUGCUGUUUCCUGGUGUCACUGAGAACAAAUUUCUAAAGAACUUCCUACUCCUCAGGCUUGAUACUCGAGGUCAGGAGUCCUGAAAAUGUUCCUGCAAGUAUUUCUGUCCUUGAAGCCUUGAGACCAUCAGCCAGGGAAGGCUGUAAACAGGAGGAAGAAGAGGGUGCACCCAAGGGAGCCUGCCACAGCCACCUGAGCCUGCAAUGCUACCUCCAGACCAGCCUCCCAGGCGCUUUCCAGAGAUGGAUUAUUUUACUUUCCUCGUGGCUCUUCUUCAUGUACACAAAGCUCUAGGUGAAGAGAUAUUUUGGAACACAAGAGUCAAACUUGCAGAGACUCUGACUCUCGAGUGUCAGUAUCCAUUGGGCACCUUAGUCCAGAUGGAGUGGUUCAAGAUCAACGCAACGGAGAAAGAGUCCAUAGCCAUUUUUCACCCGACCUUUGGUUCAGAAAUCAGGGAGCCCUAUGUUGAUAGGGUUUACUUCUUGAAGUCAACCUCGGGUCCCAACGAUAUGAUGCUGGCCUUUCACAAUGCCUCUGAGGCUGACGUUGGUUCCUAUUCCUGCCUUCUUGAAAUAUUCCCAUAUGGAUCUUGGGAAAAGGUGAUACAGGUGGUUCCAUCAGAUAGCUUUGAGAUAGCUGUGCCAUUGAAUAGCCAUGUGGUCUCAGAACCUGGAGAAAACAUCACAUUCAUGUACGAACUUCAAAUGAAGGGUCCCAUGCAACAAGUCACAUGGGAAAAGGUCCAGUCCCAUCAGAUCGACCUCCUAAUCAGCUGCAACUUAUCCCAAGGGAAAAGCUCCCCCUCAAGGUUUAGGAGGCAAAUCCUGAGCAACUGUAGCCAGGGGAUGAGAAGGAGCUUUAUCCUCAUGCCCCACGUCGUGGCCUCUGACUCCGGACUUUACCGUUGUUGCUUCAAGGCCAGCACAGGAGAAAAUGAAACCUUUGUGGUAAGGUUGACCGUAACUGAUGGUAAAAACGACAACCAAUAUGUCCUCUGGAUGGUUGUAGGGGCAGUUUUAUCGUUGCUGUUUGUUAUCCUAAUUGCCGCUGUCAUUGUCAUUCUGUAUAACAGGAAGAGAAGGAGACAGAAAAGUGUCCAAGGUAAAGAGUCCCAGGCCACACAGAAUAAGGCAUCCAACAACUACAGAAGUUCCUUCUCCAUCAGUCAACCAUCAGAUGGUGCAGGAGAGGACAUUUAUGUCAACUACCCAACCUUCUCCCGGAGACCGAAGACUAGAGCCUAAGCUUUUUUCUUGAUCUGAGCAAAUUUAUGACUGUUAAAUCCAUGGAUCUUUAUACAAUUUCUUCCCACUAUUCAGUGUCUACCCUGGAUGCCAGUAGACUGAAUAUAUUUUACUUUUUUUCAAUCCAAACAGCACCCUAUUUAAUUCCCCAACAAAACGAUGGAAAAAAGAUUCUCAGUACUACAUUUACAUAUAAAAUCUCCACCUAAUAAGUAAUAGAAGCCUAUGUGCCAAUUUCUAAAAACAGUUAUAAGAUACAUACACAAUUUUGGGUAUAUUAACAAAACAGAAUAUGACAAAAUGUUAAAGACAAUCUCCUGUCUAUGGGUCUCAUCACCUCUGACCUGAAGGGGCAGCUGUGAUGGCCUGGAAGACAUCAGAGCCUCUUCUGCUUCCUCAUCCCAGGACUGUGCUCAGGGCGAAGAGGAGCCUGUCUGUCUUGCCCCCGAGCUACAGUGCAAGCCCUGCUGCUGGCCUGGACAUGAAACCACCGGAUCCACCUGCUCUUGUUCUCCCUGGUGUUGGUGACCUACAUCACCUAGAGAACAUUCUUAACAGAAAUGUUUCAGUCAACCAGACUCUAAUUAGCUUAGACAUGAAAGGCAACUUACUGACUCAUGUAAUGGAGCCAUCCGGGGAGGUCAAGCUUCAGGCAAAGGUUAUUGACCAGGACUUAAAUGUCAUGUCUGAAAUCAAGUGUGGGCACAAACCAGCUUCUGGAUCCCUUUCCAUGGCAUUGGAUCCACUUCACUGGUGUUGGUCUAACUCCGUGGUUGGCAAACUGCGGCUCGCGAGCCACAUGCGGCUCUUUGGCCCCUUGAGUGUGGCUCUUCC
Myotis brandtii (Brandt's bat) is the source of this 2113-nucleotide messenger RNA. RefSeq names its product CD226 molecule (gene CD226). NCBI's taxonomy places the organism in Eukaryota, Metazoa, Chordata, Mammalia, Chiroptera, Vespertilionidae. Gene Ontology annotation, biological process: positive regulation of Fc receptor mediated stimulatory signaling pathway; positive regulation of immunoglobulin mediated immune response; positive regulation of natural killer cell mediated cytotoxicity directed against tumor cell target. Bases 236 to 1279 code for a protein of 347 amino acids. The transcript has 7 exons. The record is from RefSeq and is a predicted model, not a curated record. Gene Ontology annotation, cellular component: external side of plasma membrane.